Messenger RNA from Periophthalmus magnuspinnatus, 1371 nucleotides. Its product is annotated as 2-oxoglutarate receptor 1-like. The transcript is spliced from 2 exons. Gene Ontology annotation, cellular component: plasma membrane. The record is from RefSeq and is a predicted model, not a curated record. The coding region runs from base 1 to 1371 and encodes 456 amino acids. Gene Ontology annotation, molecular function: G protein-coupled receptor activity. NCBI's taxonomy places the organism in Eukaryota, Metazoa, Chordata, Actinopteri, Gobiiformes, Gobiidae. Gene Ontology annotation, biological process: G protein-coupled receptor signaling pathway.
AUGGCGACUGACGGCGAGCUCUGCACAGACAUAGAUGAUGUGAUGAAACGUUACUUCCUGCCGGUCGGGUACUCCCUGGUGUUCGUCGGGGGCCUGGUGGGGAACGUGGCGGCUAUAAUCGUGCACGUGCUGAAGUUUCGCCCGUGGAAAAGCAGCAGCAUCAUCAUGGUCAACCUGUCGCUCAUCGACACGCUGUUCGCCCUGAGCCUGCCCUACCUCGUUUAUUACUACAGCAACGGAGACAAGUGGGCGCUGGGAGACUUCAUGUGCCGCUUCGCUCGUUUUAUUUUCCACUUUAACCUGUACGGGAGCAUCAUGUCCCUCACGAGCAUCGCCGUGUUCAGGUACGUGGUGGUGACGCGUCCCAUGUGGGCUCCUCGGGUGCAGCAGAGGCACUGGGGGCUCCUGGCGUGCGCCGUCGUGUGGGUCGUGGCGGCGGCGGAGCUCGUCCCGAUCCUCACCAUGAUCGACCUGCGAGAAGGAGACAACCAGACCUACUGCCUGGACUUCGCCAGCACCACCGACGUCGGGUCCAUCCGCCUGUACGGUCUGCUCCUCACCGUGUUCGGGUACGUUCUUCCUCUGCUCCUCGUCUUCAUGUGCUACAUCGGGAUCGCGGUGCAUCUGCGUAAAGGGCCUCACACCAGCAGCCCCACACGGACUCGGGCUCAGCGCGUCGUCGUCCUCGUCCUGCUCGUGUUCGUCUUGUGUUUUCUGCCCUAUCACGUCCUGCGGGCGGUGCGUAUAGAGACCCGCAGUAUGCCGGAGCUCUCCUGUACGCUGAGGAACACGCUCCACGCCGCUUACAUCAUCUCCAGGCCCGUGGCGGCGUUCAACACGUUCUUUAACCUGGCUCUGUACACUCUGUCAGGAGAAACCUUCUUAAAGGCCUUCGCCAGCGUCUUCGGCUGCCAACGAUGUCCAAGACCGAGACGACCAGCGGCGAAGGAACCGAAGAGCAACAGCUCAACACUCACCGUCCCAGAGAACGGACCGACACACUGGACCCUCACCAGCCCCACAACAACACCAACCCCACAACACACCAGCCCCACAACACACCAGCCCCACAACACACCAGCCCCACAACACACCAGCCCCACAGCACCAGCCCCACAACACACCAGCCCCACAACACACCAGCCCCACAACACCAGCCCCACAACACACCAGCCCCACAACACCAGCCCCACAACACACCAGCCCCACAACACCAGCCCCACAACACACCAGCCCCACAACACCAGCCCCACAACACCAGCCCCACAGCACACCAGCCCCACAACACCAGCCCCACAACACCAGCCCCACAGCACCAGCCCCGCACAAACCCGUCCAGACUCACUGAUCUGUGACGCCUGUAGAGUCUGA